Messenger RNA from Frieseomelitta varia, 609 nucleotides. It is a transcript of the gene NHP2, whose product is annotated as H/ACA ribonucleoprotein complex subunit 2-like protein. The transcript has 3 exons. The record is from RefSeq and is a predicted model, not a curated record. Lineage: Eukaryota; Metazoa; Arthropoda; Insecta; Hymenoptera; Apidae. Gene Ontology annotation, molecular function: box H/ACA snoRNA binding. Bases 77 to 544 code for a protein of 155 amino acids. Gene Ontology annotation, cellular component: nucleolus; box H/ACA snoRNP complex. Gene Ontology annotation, biological process: snRNA pseudouridine synthesis; rRNA pseudouridine synthesis.
GUCGAAUUUCUGAGUGUAAAGUAAAAGCACGUGGACAAAACAAAGUGAACUUCUUUCAAAGAAUCAACGUGAAAAAAUGGAAGUAAUAAAGCAAGAAAUUGACAGCAGUGUCAAAGAAGUCGAGACUGGUGAUAGUACAGAAACUAAAUAUGAAGAAAAAUUAAAAUUUACGAGUUCUAUAGCCAAACCUAUGGCUCCAAAAAAAUUAACCAAAAAAAUUUAUAAAUGCAUCAAAAAAGCUGCAAAAUAUAAAUCUUACCUUCGAAAUGGUUUGAAGGAUGUUCAGAAGCACCUUCGCAAAGGAGAAAAAGGAUUGAUUGUCUUUGCUGGAGACGUAUUUCCAAUAGAAAUCAUGUGCCAUUUACCAAUUGUAUGUGAAGACAAGAAUAUUCCAUAUUGCUUCACACCUUCAAAACAAGAUAUCGGUGCUGCUAUGGGUGUAAAAAGAGGCAGUCUUAUGGUACUUAUUAAAGAGCAUGAAGAAUACAAAGAACUUUAUGAGGAAAUUAGGAAUACAAUGAUAACAUUAUCAACGCCAUUAUAGAUGUGCAUUGAAUCAUUUGUAUUUUUUACCAUUUUGUAAAUAGAAUAAAUUAAUCUAUUCUUUAA